AUGAAAGGUGCAAUUUGUGCCUUAAUAUUCUUCAUUGUGAACUACUGCCAUGGAUACAACAUAUUGGUGAUGAUGCCUUUCCCAAUGUAUAGUCACACCAAAUCAUACUUGCCACUAUUUAUCGAAUUAGCAAAACGAGGACAUAAUGUAACAAUGGUCAGUCAAUUUCCAUUAAAAGAACCUGUUCCAAAUUUCAAUGAAAUUGUCAUAGAGGACACUAAAACAGAAAUGAAAGGAGGCAAGUUUGAUCCAAGAGAGAUGGAAUGGUUUUUGGUUAGAGUGUUUGGUCCUAGACUGUUUUGUAAAUUUAUGCUUGAUAAAGUAUUUGAUUCUAAAGUCUUAAAAGCAUUUCUGAAUGACAGGGAUUCCAAAUUUGAUAUGGUCAUUACUGAGACUUUUUUUUGCCAGGAACCAUUUAUAGCUCUAGGGCACAAAUAUGGGGCUAUUCAGGUUUCUGUCCAAACAAUUAAUUUAUUUAUGGGCUUAUCUCGCUUAACUGGAAACCCACACAAUCCAGCUUAUGUGCCCUCUCCCGUCUUUCCAUCUUCACAUCACAUGAAUUUUUGGGAAAGAUCAAAAAGUACAAUAGCUAACCUUAUAGAUUAUCUUAUAUCCCAUGCAGGAUGGAUAUAUUUGGACUAUUAUAUGAGACAAAAAUUUGCACCAUACCCAGGAUUUGAAAAUUUGCCGCCAAUGAUAGAUAUGUUUAAGAAUCUAUCUCUUAUUCUAGUUGAUAAUCAUAAGGCAAUAACUUACCCCCGUCCAUAUCUUCCAAACAUAGUAGAGAUUGGUGGAUUGACAAUUAAAGGAGGAGAUAAGCUUAAUGAAGAAUGGGAAAAAUAUUUGAAUGAAUCUGUGGAUGGAUUAAUAUACUUCAGCUGGGGCUCUCAUUACAAAACAGAAAAUAUGAGGCCUCACGAACUCGCUGCUUUCAUGUCAGCAUUCGGAAAGCUAAAACAAAGAGUACUGAUGAAAGCAGAUGAAGAUACACUGCCGGGGAAACCUGAUAAUGUAAAGCUGGCCAAGUGGGUACCACAAGCUAGUAUAUUAGGUCAUCCCAAUGUCUGUGCUUUUAUCAGUCAUGGAGGACUUCAUGGAGUUUUGGAAGGGACCUAUCAUGGUGUUCCAAUCAUAGGAACUCCUCUGUUUGCUGAUCAAAAGAGCAAUAUUAAAUUUUGUGAAGAGGCUGGUUAUUGCAUAUAUAUUGAUCUUAAAACUGUCACUGAAGGAGUCCUUUUGGAUGCUAUUAACAAGAUACUAACAGAUUCAUAUUAUAAAGAAAAUGCCCUUAUAAGGAGUAAAAUCAUAAAAGAUAAUCCCAUGAGCGUCAUGGAUAAUGCAGUCUACUGGGUGGAGUACGUUCUUCGGCACAGGGGAGCUCCUCACCUGAGAUCUGCGGCUGUAGAACUGUCUUGGUACCAAUAUCUGCUCCUUGAUGUCCUUAUAGUUUGGGGAGCAGUUUUAGCUCUGGCUGUAUUAUUAUUAAGGAAAAGUAUUAAAUGUAUAUGUAGAGCAAGGAAAUCAAAAAGUAAAAAAGACUGA
This is a messenger RNA of Nezara viridula (southern green stink bug), 1542 nucleotides long. NCBI's taxonomy places the organism in Eukaryota, Metazoa, Arthropoda, Insecta, Hemiptera, Pentatomidae. The record is from the annotation of a GenBank genome assembly.